GCAUUGACUGCCUAGUUGGGGCGCACUCUGGGCCAGACCCACGAUGAAGCAGGAUGGAAACCCUAAAGCAGCGGUCACACAGGCUGUGAGGCAGGGCCAAGGAGCAAGCUCUCCCAUCUCCAGCUCUCAGCCUCACAGAUCAAGAUUUCACUGAACUGCACUAGACCUCCCAUCUGGGGACCCUGCCCCCUGCUCUGUGUGCUGCACGUUGGAUCUGGUGAAACUCAGGAAAUGCUCGUCUCCUGCUAUUGAUGAAUAAUUUCAGAGUACUAUGGAUCAUGUUGAAGAAAGUGAAAUCCUUGCAGCAACCCAGCGGUACUAUGUGGAAAGACCUAUCUUUAGUCAUCCGGUCCUCCAGGAAAGACUGCACAAGAAGGACAAGAUUUCGGAAUCCAUUGGGGAUAAGCUGAAACAGGCAUUCACAUGUACCCCUAAGAAAAUACGAAAUAUCAUUUACAUGUUCCUCCCCAUAACCAAGUGGUUGCCUGCAUACAGAUUCAAGGAGUAUGUGUUGGGUGACAUAGUCUCAGGCAUAAGCACAGGUGUGCUGCAGCUUCCUCAAGGUUUAGCCUUUGCAAUGUUGGCAGCUGUGCCUCCGGUGUUUGGCCUGUACUCUUCAUUUUACCCCGUUAUCAUGUAUUGUUUUUUUGGAACCUCCAGACACAUAUCCAUAGGUCCAUUUGCAGUUAUUAGCCUGAUGAUAGGCGGCGUGGCUGUUCGAUUAGUACCAGAUGAUAUAGUCAUUCCAGGAGGAGUAAACGCAACCAACAGUACGGAGGCAAGAGAUGCUUUGAGAGUGAAAGUCGCCAUGUCUGUGACCUUACUUACAGGAAUCAUUCAGUUUUGCCUAGGUGUCUGUAGGUUUGGAUUUGUGGCCAUAUAUCUCACGGAGCCCCUGGUCCGUGGGUUUACCACUGCGGCAGCUGUGCAUGUCUUCACCUCCAUGUUAAAAUACCUGUUUGGAGUUAAAACAAAGCGGUACAGUGGGAUCUUUUCAGUGGUGUAUAGUACAGUUGCUGUGUUGCAGAAUGUUAAAAACCUCAACGUGUGUUCCCUAGGCGUUGGGCUGAUGGUCUUUGGUUUGCUGCUGGGUGGCAAGGAGUUUAAUGAGAGAUUUAAAGAGAAAUUGCCAGCGCCCAUCCCCUUAGAGUUCUUUGCGGUGGUUAUGGGAACUGGCAUUUCAGCUGGGUUUAGCCUGCAUGAAUCGUACAAUGUGGAUGUCGUUGGGACACUUCCUCUGGGGCUGCUACCUCCGGCCAAUCCGGACACCAGCCUCUUCCACCUUGUGUACGUGGAUGCCAUUGCCAUAGCCAUCGUUGGAUUUUCAGUGACCAUCUCAAUGGCCAAGACCUUGGCAAAUAAGCAUGGCUACCAGGUUGAUGGCAAUCAGGAGCUCAUUGCCCUGGGACUGUGCAAUUCCACUGGCUCACUCUUCCAGACUUUUGCAAUUUCAUGCUCCUUGUCUCGAAGCCUUGUCCAGGAGGGAACUGGAGGGAAGACACAGCUUGCAGGUUGUUUGGCCUCAUUAAUGAUUCUGCUGGUCAUAUUAGCCACUGGAUUCCUCUUUGAAUCAUUACCCCAGGCUGUGCUGUCGGCCAUUGUGAUCGUCAACCUGAAAGGAAUGUUUAUGCAAUUCUCAGAUCUCCCCUUUUUCUGGAGAACCAGCAAGAUAGAGCUGACCAUCUGGCUUACCACUUUUGUUUCCUCCUUGUUCCUGGGAUUGGACUAUGGCUUGAUUACUGCUGUGAUCAUCGCACUGAUGACUGUGAUUUACAGAACACAGAGUCCGAGCUACAUAGUCCUUGGGCAGCUUCCUGACACUGAUGUGUACAUUGACAUAGACGCGUAUGAGGAGGUGAAAGAAGUUCCUGGAAUAAAAAUAUUCCAAAUAAAUGCCCCAAUUUAUUAUGCAAAUAGUGACUUAUAUAGCAGUGCAUUAAAAAGAAAGACUGGAGUGAACCCAGCCUUCAUAAUGGGAGCAAGAAGAAAGGCCAUGAAGAAGUAUGCUAAGGAAGUUGGAAAUGCCAACAUGGCCAAUGCAACCGUCGUCAAAGUGGAUGCAGAAGUAGAUGGAGAAGAUGGCACCAAGCCUGAGGAAGAGGAGAAUGAAAUAAAAUAUCCCCCAAUAGUCACCAAGAGCACACUUCCUGAGGAACUGCAAAGAUUUAUGCCCCCAGGGGAUAACGUCCACACCAUCAUUCUGGAUUUUACGCAAGUCAAUUUUAUUGAUUCCGUUGGUGUAAAAACUCUGGCAGGGAUUGUAAAAGAAUAUGGAGAUGUCGGCAUUUACGUGUAUUUAGCAGGAUGCAGUGCACAAGUCGUGAGUGACCUCACUCGAAAUCAGUUCUUUGAAAAUCCUGCCUUACUGGAUCUGCUGUUCCACAGCAUUCACGAUGCAGUCUUAGGCAGCCAAGUUCGAGAGGCACUUGCCGAACAGGAGGCCACGGCUGCUCCUCCCCAGGAGGACUCUGAGCCCAACGCCACUCCGGAAGCUUAGACGAGGAGCUCAGCCUGCGAUGGGGUAUGAGCUUCUCGUGAAAUUACUAACCUACACACUUUAAAUAGUAGACACUAAAUGUUUUUUUCCUAAGGGUAAAUACUACUAGUAGGUAAAUACUAGUAAAUACAAGGCUUGAUUUGGAGGGUGAAUGACGCAUAGCAAGAUGUAUCUUACUUGUAUAUUUUUAAUUGACUAUUUCAAAGAUAUUAUUAGCCUCUUGCCUGCAUUUAUUGUGUAGUGACAUUUCUGUUACUCUUUAGUAUUAUCUUUGUGAACUUAAAGAAUUUAUUUAAGUACUUUAUCCACAAAUCAGAUACCCUGUCACCAGAUGGGUAGUAGUUCUUUGCUUUUGUACUUGUUGAUCUACAGACUUUCUGGAAUCAGUUAUCUCACAGAGGAGGCAAACCCACAAUUUUCUAGAAGUUCUUCUUUUAAAAUAACCAUUUAUUGUUACAGAAGCAAUGUAGGUACAUUGCAGAAAAUUAGAAAAUAUAGACAAGCAAAAAUAAGAAAAACAUUACAUUACCAGCAAAGAUUAUUGCUAACACCUUAAUGCAUGUCCUUCCAGAUCUUUUUCUAUCCAUAUAUAUUUACAUCUUUUAACCAAAAUAAGAUCAUACUCUACAUAGUGUUCUGUGACCUGUUCUUUUCAGUCAUCCAUCUUUGCUUUCUCAUUCUAGAACAUGUUUACCUCAGACCAUAUUCAAACUUCCCCAAUUGUCUCCACAGUUGUAGUUGGUUUAUCCAAACUAGUAUUCAUUCUGUGACCUUACACUACAAAUGGUCAUGUCCCCCUAAGUCCCAUAACUGUGUCUUAAUCUAGCACUGUCCCUUUUUUGAUGACAUUGACUUGUUAAAGGGAGUUGGGGCAGUUGUCCUGUAGAAUCCCAUCUUGUGAGUGUGUCCACUCGCUUUUUCAAGGUGUUAUUUAGUUUGUCCCUUUAUUUCCUGAACUACCUAUGAUCUAGAAGUUAUGUCUAACUAAAGGCUUCAUGAAUUCGAAUAAAACAUUUCUUGCUAGAUGAGAUACGUGCAUAGAUGAGGCACGUGCUUCAAAUCGCAUCACAACAGAAAACAAGUAAUAUCUAGUUGACCUACCAUUAAUGAUGCUAAAAUAAAUCACUUGGAUUAAUAUGACAACCAAUCCCCCAAUUAUAUUUUCUCCUUUGUGACUAGUGAGUUAUCUGUAUGGUGUUCCUUUGGCGUUGAAUGAAUGCCCAGUUCUCCAUUAGCCGUUCACCCAGAGGUUUUAACGUCUAGUGUUAAUCCUUGCCUAAAGCAGCAAUUUUAUUAAGGUGUGUGCAUUUUCUUUUCCAAUUCUUUCAUUUCUUCUGCAUUUAUCAAUUGGUGUUUCCGUGUAAACUACAGCUUUCCCUCAACUUGAAUUAUUUAGUCAUCCUUAAAUAUAGUUCUUACUGGAAGGGCAGGUUAAAUUAUUUUUUUUCCAUUUAGUUAUCAACUUCAAAGUAAGGAGUUGGUUUAAUAGAUGGUGACGAAUUAGGUUCUUUUUCCUUUUUCGUAUAAUUAUACACUCAUGAAUUGUUGUAGUUUUAAUGUGUUUC
This is a messenger RNA of Delphinapterus leucas (beluga whale), 4062 nucleotides long. It is a transcript of the gene SLC26A5, whose product is annotated as solute carrier family 26 member 5. NCBI's taxonomy places the organism in Eukaryota, Metazoa, Chordata, Mammalia, Artiodactyla, Monodontidae. Gene Ontology annotation, cellular component: membrane. The record is from RefSeq and is a predicted model, not a curated record. Gene Ontology annotation, biological process: sulfate transmembrane transport. Gene Ontology annotation, molecular function: secondary active sulfate transmembrane transporter activity.